Aureobasidium subglaciale EXF-2481 is the source of this 2355-nucleotide messenger RNA. RefSeq lists its product as uncharacterized. The record is from RefSeq and is a predicted model, not a curated record. The coding region runs from base 1 to 1962 and encodes 653 amino acids. NCBI's taxonomy places the organism in Eukaryota, Fungi, Ascomycota, Dothideomycetes, Dothideales, Saccotheciaceae. The transcript is spliced from 5 exons.
AUGGUCCAGGCUCACAACAGCCCCGGAAGAGGCAGAGGUGCCUAUUUUAAGGCCAAGUAUGCUGGUAGAGGUGGACGCGGAGGCGGUGUUACUGGUGCUGAACAUCAACCACAAUCCUCGGUUGCGCAACCAUCCAGCUCAUCUCCUUCUCCUUGGACACAAUUGUCGCAAACCCUAGACUCGAUCGAUGGACAGCAGUACGGCUCGUACAAACGCCUACAAAAUGCACGUUUCCGGCAUGUCUCGCCAGACUUUACGCUAGCAAUCAACCACGUUCAAGCGGAUGCAUACGCGUCGCCAUCAAAGAUCAGUGUUCGUAUGGACUGGAAAACCACCGGCUUCCCAGACGAAUAUGCUACAUCAGACAUUCGUCAGAUCGCGUUGGCCGAUUAUCUUUCCAGGGCUGCCGCUGCCUUCAUUCGUAGCAAGCACAUGGACCAAUCGGUAGGUUCUGGUAAAUCUGGCUGGUCGGGUCCUAAAGGUGGAGCUUUCAACAUCAACAGUCCUGCCCAAGAGGUUCUGCCCCGCACCAGUGCCCUGAUCAUCCCUGGUGGAGGAAAUGACAUCGAGAUGCGAUUCACAGUCUCACUGCCUGCGCGUGGCCGUACCAUCCUUGGUGGCGAGGCAAAGACAAUUCUCUGCACCAAUCUACCAGAACUAAUCAAGCAGACUAUGCUUUACUCAGCGCAUGUAGCUAAAGAGCUGGAGGCCCACAUCCACUGUGUAGAAGAUCAGGCAUACAUGCGAUCUCAACUUGAAGCUAAGGGCUUGGUUGCUUUCGUUGGUAAUGGUUCCAUCUUACCAAGAGCCAGCGGCGCUUCUGCCCGCGGUAUGACAGGGAAGCAUGUGGUCCCAUUUGAGUCGCCACCCGAGCUAGAGGUUGCUUUGAAACGCAAGCAUGGCUCCAAAGUUCAUGGCACGGGUGUCCCCAAAGGCAUCACCCUCCUGACUGGUGGCGGCUACCACGGCAAGUCGACUCUCCUUGAGGCUCUUCAAUUCGGUAUAUACAAUUACGUCCCUGGCGACGGUCGUGAGCUGGUAGUGACGAAUUCGUCUGCAAUGAAGGUACGCGCCGAGGAUGGUCGCAGUGUCACGGGUACCAACAUCAGCGCCUUCAUCAAGAAUCUACCAGGCAAGAGAGAUACCGAGGCAUUUACCACCGAUGAUGCCAGUGGUUCAACAUCCAUGGCAGCCAAUAUCCAAGAAGCCCUCGAACUAGGAGCUCAAGUCAUCAUGGUCGAUGAGGAUACCUCUGCGACUAACCUUCUCGUUAGAGAUGAACGCAUGCAGAUGCUUGUCAAGAACGAGCCGAUCACACCUCUCGUAUCCAAAGUGCGUGCUCUCUACGAGAAGCAUGGUGUCAGUACUAUCAUCGUAGUCGGUGGACUAGGUGAUUGGCUCGACGUCGCCGAUAAUGUGGUUGGCAUGGACUCCUACACCCCUCGUAUGCUCAAUAGCGAGGCUCAGGAGUUGAUUGAGAAGAUGCCAAGAAAGGUCGUGCAAGACAAGAAAUACGGCACAAUACCUGACAGAGUUGUUGGCUUCCCGGCAGCAAUUCUUCACGACAAGACUCCCUAUGCCAAAAGGAGAGAUUUCAUCACCAUUUAUGCCGACCGUGCCCUGCAAGACCCAUCACAGGAUGAAGUUGGCAUUGACAUAUCGAACGUGGAGCAGUUGGUCGAGAUGGGCCAGACACGGACCAUAGCUCACUGCAUACGUGCACUUGCUCAGGCGGAGGAUGAUGAAGGUGUUCAUCUCAAGUCUGCCUUGACAGUCAUCGAGGCCAAUAUUGCCUUGGAGAAAGCCAUUCCGAAGGAUCUGCCUGGAGGUGACUUUGUGGCAGUUCGGCGAUUUGAGCUGGGCGCAGCAGUCAAUCGAAUCCGGGAAUUGAUGUCACGAGCAGGAGGGGUGGAGGCUCAGACGGGAGAAGGACCAAAGAAGAAGGCACGCAUGGACAAUUGAUCAACGGCAAAGAGGCUUAGAUGUGCUUGUCAAUGCCUCUCUGUAUGCUAAGGUCUGUCACUUCGACUAUCAUUUUUAAUGAUUGCAGAACAACGACAGGCUUCAAAGAGGCACAUUUGUUCACUGAGAGGACAGAGCUCGUGCCGGGAUAAAGUGUCUCGGUUGUAUUGCUUCAGUCUCUGAAAUAAUUGUGCCUUGCAACAGCUGCAAACGUGACAGAGUUCAGCAUACAGGGAGAUGGUUAGAGAGAGCCGGAAAUAAUGGCUCCAGGGGAAUUGACUUUGAAUCCUGAUGGGCGCCUGAUCCUCAGAGAUUCAAGCUUCUCCGCAUCACACUUGGCCGGUGUCUAUUUAAUCCAAACAUAGUAACACAAGGAUCAUCACAUGUUGCACG